AUGACUAAAAUUGCCAUCAACGGAUUCGGUAGAAUCGGUAGAAUCGUCUUGAGAAUCGCCCUCUCGAGACCAUCCAUCGAAGUUGUUGCCAUCAACGAUCCUUUCAUUGGAACCGAUUACGCCGCUUACAUGUUCAAGUACGACUCUACCCACGGUAGAUACGAUGGUGAUGUUUCCUACGAGGGCAACACCUUGAUCAUCGACGGUAAGAAGAUCGCUGUCUUCCAGGAGAGAGACCCAUCUCAAUUGCCAUGGGGCAAAUUGGGCGUGGACAUCGCCGUGGACUCCACUGGUGUCUUCAAGGAGUUGGACUCCGCUCAAAAGCACAUCGACGCUGGUGCCAAGAAGGUCGUUAUCACUGCUCCAUCUUCCACCGCCCCUAUGUUUGUCAUGGGUGUUAACGACGACCAUUACAAGAACGAAAAGAUCGUUUCCAAUGCGUCGUGCACCACCAACUGUUUGGCGCCACUUGCCAAGGUCAUUGACGAUGCAUUCGGUAUUGAGGAAGGUUUGAUGACCACUGUGCACUCUAUGACUGCUACUCAAAAGACAGUCGACGGCCCAUCCCACAAGGACUGGAGAGGUGGUAGAACCGCUUCCGGUAACAUCAUCCCAUCCUCCACCGGUGCCGCCAAGGCUGUCGGUAAGGUUUUGCCUGUCUUGCAAGGUAAGUUGACCGGUAUGGCUUUCAGAGUUCCAACUGUCGAUGUCUCCGUUGUGGACUUGACUGUCAAGUUGGCCAAGGGAACCACUUACGAUGAAAUCAAGGCUGUUGUCAAGAAGGCCUCCGAAGGUAAGAUGAAGGGUGUUUUGGGAUACACUGACGCCUCAGUUGUUUCUUCUGAUUUCUUGGGUGACUCGCACUCCUCCAUUUUCGAUGCCUCUGCUGGUAUCCAAUUGUCUCCAAAGUUCGUCAAGUUGGUUUCCUGGUACGACAACGAGUACGGUUACUCUACCAGAGUUGUCGACUUGGUUGAACACGUUGCCAAGGCCUAA
This is a messenger RNA of Lachancea nothofagi CBS 11611, 996 nucleotides long. The record is from the annotation of a GenBank genome assembly. NCBI's taxonomy places the organism in Eukaryota, Fungi, Ascomycota, Saccharomycetes, Saccharomycetales, Saccharomycetaceae.